GAUCGAUCCACUUACGCUUAGUGAAGCUGUAGAAGCCUGAUAUUCGCUGUGUUAAUCAAACAUUCCACCGAACCUUGAUGCAUUUUCAUCCUCAAUCAAAUUCAUCAAUGUUGAAGACAAUCCCUUUGAUUCUUCUGUUCUAUUUUUUCUCAAUUUCACUGACCUUUUUUAAUAAUCGGUGUAUUAAGAUGUUCCCUUACCCACUUUCGAUCACACUUAUGCACAUGUGCUCAAAGUUUCUAUUCGCUUGGACUUUACGCGAGCUAUUCUCCUGGUACUAUAGAGUGAGACGCAUAGAGCUUCCCUGGUCCGCCUAUUUCAAAACAACUGCUAUUGCUGGCAUUUCCAGCGCCCUGGAUAUCGGAUUUUCUAAUUGGAGCUUUGAGUUUAUCACAAUCUCCUUGUAUACCAUGACCAAGUCUACCAGCAUCAUCUUUAUUCUUCUGUUCUCCGUCCUUUUUCGACUGGAACGACGGCGAUUCUCUUUGUUAUUGGUUGUGCUACUAAUAUCGUGCGGGCUGUUUCUUUUCUCCUACGAAUCGGCCCAGUUCAAUGGGAUCGGGUUCUCUCUGGUUCUGCUUGCCUCAUUCCUUAGCGGUAUCCGUUGGACCAUGGCCCAAGUGCUUACACAAACGAAAGAAUGGGGUUUAUCACAUCCGGUGGAUAUAAUCUAUCACACACAACCUUGGAUGGCGUUGGCCAUUCUCCCUUUAUCACUUUUUGUCGAAAGUAUGGAGCUGAUCACUUCAAAAAACCUAUUCCGUGCUCAGGAUUAUUCUCAGUUGACGCUUGAUCUGCUCUUCCUUAGUGUCGGUGGCAUACUGGCCUGUGGAUUGGAGUGCUCCGAGUACCUGGUUAUCAGUACGGCCUCUAGCCUCACUCUAUCUAUUGCAGGAAUAUUCAAGGAAAUCUGUACCCUAUUUUUAGCUGCCAAAUUCAAUGGAGAUCAAAUAUCUACAGUGAAUAUCAUCGGAUUUUUGAUCUGUCUUCUGGGCAUCACACUCCAUGUCUUCCUGAAGAUGAUACACCCCGAAUUCCACCCUGUUGUCAGUUGUCUCCAGGGCUGUGCAAUCGAAUCCUGGAUCACAUUAUGCACGAACUUGACAUCACAAUCUAGGGCUUCGUUUCGCCCCGACUUUUCGCAUCUUGCCACUAUAGGGCCCGGUGGAAUUGUUGACAACCCAAUCUCUUGCCGUGCAAGGUAACUGCCACCAUCUGAAUUCCCGAUUUAGCAACAAACUGCAGCGACGAGCGGGCCAUGCACAACUUACCAUCUUUGAGUUUUUGUUUUCUGCGCAGCGCUGCACCAAUCUGCUUAUAAUUGCUCCUUCUCCAUCGCCUAGAUAUCAUCGGUACACUCCGUUUAACUCUGUGUACCAUCUUCAUCAACCAAACAUCGAUGAUGGUUACGCUCACGCGACUGCUUGAAACGUACCGUCUCUCUUAUGCUCCAAUGCAUUUUGCCCUAUCAACGCAGCUUGCCGUUUUCAACUUAGGCCCCCACAGGCUAAUCGGUGUUUCUCCUGCCCCUCUCACAUGAUCACCGUUUUCAGUUCAUUCUCUGAUUCUGAGUUAUGCUGUUUUUACCCGCUUUUAAGGUUGCACUUGCAUGCGCUUCCACAGUAUGUCCUGUGACCGCUUCUUAGCCUUCCACAGAUCUGCAUGCACCCGCGUGUUGCUAUCGCGUCAUUUUGUGCUACGUUCUCAUUCAUUCUCCGUUCUUCUAAAAACACUCACAAUCCUCUUUCAUUUUAGAUAGCGGAUUUGUCCGUGUCACAGUGAUCAGGUGAUUCGGUGGUUACUGUUUCCAGACCAGUUUGUGAUACACUCCAGUCUUUCUCGUCUUCUUUCUGUUAGUUUGGUUUUGUUUGUACUUUCAGUCUCCAAACAAACCCAGCGUGAUUUCCUCUGCCCACACGUGUACAUUCCCCCGUCAGGUUUAUUAAGCUCUACUCUUUGACGUUCUGUAGUUUAAUUCAUUUUUUUAUACAUUUACAAAUGCCCUGGUGCUUUGGUAUUUGCACUUUUCUUUUUGAUCGAGCGGUCAAAUUUGAGGAGUGCUACGGAUGGCGCACAUGUUCACAUGCGAACCAAAGGAGGUCCGUGUCAGUUCCUACAACUAUGUCCGAGUGGAUCACGUUUAUCUCUGCUAUUCUCUCAGAGAUAGCGGGUGGUAUGGCAUUCGCACGGAUGCUUCCCUUGCGACAUUUUAAUACGGUGUCGAUCUUUUCUUAGCUACGUUGUUCUCUUGAACCCACCUUUAAGCACCGGACAAAACUGCUUUUUCGUGUAUUUCUUCCAGGGUACGUUUCACGAUGGUCUUAUCGCUAUCGCAAACACCACUCCGCC
Messenger RNA from Dicrocoelium dendriticum, 2349 nucleotides. NCBI's taxonomy places the organism in Eukaryota, Metazoa, Platyhelminthes, Trematoda, Plagiorchiida, Dicrocoeliidae. The record is from the annotation of a GenBank genome assembly.